Messenger RNA from Pochonia chlamydosporia 170, 1461 nucleotides. RefSeq names its product Hsp90 co-chaperone Cdc37. Gene Ontology annotation, molecular function: heat shock protein binding; protein kinase binding; protein-folding chaperone binding. The transcript is spliced from 3 exons. Gene Ontology annotation, biological process: protein stabilization; protein folding. Lineage: Eukaryota; Fungi; Ascomycota; Sordariomycetes; Hypocreales; Clavicipitaceae. Gene Ontology annotation, cellular component: cytoplasm. Bases 1 to 1461 code for a protein of 486 amino acids. The record is from RefSeq and is a predicted model, not a curated record.
AUGCCAGUCGACUAUAGCAAAUGGGACGCACUGGAGCUCAGCGACGACUCCGACAUUGAGGUCCAUCCCAACGUUGACAAAAGAUCUUUUAUUCGCGCGAAGCAGAACCAAAUCCACCAAGAGCGUCAACAACGGAAGCUACAAAUCGAAGCAUACAAAUACGAACGGCUCAUCCAUGAUGGACUUUUGAAGCGCAUUUCUUCUCUGCUGGCGUCCCUCAAGGCCCAUGCCUCAGAGGCAGCUGGCAGAAACCCUGGUGAAAUAGCUUUCAAGGCUGUCAUGGAAUCGGGCGGCGACCCAAAGGACGAUCAAGUUCCCCCGCGACCGGAGGGAUUGCAUAGCGAUGGCAAGGAGCCCAAGACUUAUUCGCAGAUGAUGGCGGCGCUGCUCGACGAAGUCAACAAAGCGUUGGAUGCGAAGAAGCCUGAGGACCGAUAUCAGGCUAUGAUGACGGAGCUUGAGGGACAUGUGGACAAGAUUAACGAAAUGCAAAGGGAGCUAACGCCGAAACUCGAGAAGCUGCUAAAAGAGGAGGGCAAGAAAAUCACCAGCGCUGACAUUCACACUGGAUUCGAUAGCUCGCACGUUGCAAAGGCGAAACCGUCUGAAAAGAAGCAAGCGUCUACGGAAGUGGAACUUUUGAAUCCCAACGCUGCGGCUUCGGGCUCCCAGUCAUCUGGCGAGAAGGUCAAGGUGAACGAUGAUGAAGAUAUCGAGGCAUCUCCAGCAGCCAAGAAAUUUGCGCAGAUUGAUUCCAAGGACUACGCUGCAAGUCUGCAGUUCCUCUCGCAAAACCCACAGAUUGUGACCGAAAGAGAGACAGAUGGUCUUUUGGUGCUGGCCUUUGAUGCCGCGCUGGAGAAAAAGGAUGACUAUUCUCGCCAAUGCGUUCACCAAGCUCUGUUACUUCAAUACUGCAGACUGCUCGGGAAAGAUGGCGUCGGACUUUUCUUCAAGAGGGUCACCACAAAAGGUCACCAAGCGCAGGAAGUGUUCUACAAGGACGUCCAAGACACCUACCUGCGCAUUAAAAACAGGUCGAGAGAAAUUCUUGCAGAGCGCGCGAAGGAACCAGAGGAAGGUGUUGAGCAAAUCCAACUGCAUGCUGUAGAACCAGGGACUGUUAUUCAAAUCAAGGUUCCUGCAGCUGAUAGCCAGGACACGGAUGAGCAGCGCGCUCGGGAAAUCUUUGACGCAUUCCAGCCGGAUAUGAAGAAGGCACUCGAAUCAGGAGAACUGGAUGAGGUGAAUAGGGUUCUGGGUAAAAUGAAGGUGGAUGAGGCUGAAGAGUUGGUAGCCCUGUUUGGAGAGGCAAAUAUUUUGAGUCUCGAGGAACAAAUCAUUGAUGCUACGACAGAGGAAGGCCAGAAACAGUGGAAGGAUAUGGAAGCUGCUGCUAAGGCGGAAGCGGAAGCGGAAGCGGAAGUAGAAGUAGACGGACCUGCGGGCGAUCCGGAAUAA